Molecule: messenger RNA, 5310 nt
Organism: Anneissia japonica
Lineage: Eukaryota; Metazoa; Echinodermata; Crinoidea; Comatulida; Comatulidae
Product: leucine-rich repeat and WD repeat-containing protein 1-like
Exons: 14
Coding region: 152-2818 (888 amino acids)
Biological process (GO): establishment of protein localization to chromatin; chromatin organization
Cellular component (GO): nuclear origin of replication recognition complex
Molecular function (GO): protein binding; chromatin binding
Source: RefSeq, a predicted model, not a curated record
UAGAGAUUAGCGCCCUCAUUGGUGACUUUUUAAGCAGCUUUGUGUGCCAUUGUGAGAGCGGGAAGGAAAUUCGACGCGUCGCGUCCGUAUAUUAGUGCAUAUAUUUUUGUUGUUUUCAACCCAUUACUAGUGUAAUAUUAAAUUGUUUAAAAUGUCUACCUAUGGGUCUUUCGGGAAAGGUCCGUUUAUAUCCAGCACGGCGCUAGUGGAGCGUAUGGUACUACAGUGUGCGAACUGCAUGACACUGCAGGAGAUUCGCAACCUCGAUCUCUCAGGGCGAAAAAUAGCCACGCUCGACCCAGCCGUGUUUUGUCGUAUGCAUGAUCUGGAGACCCUAAAUGUCUCGAACAACAAGAUUUCUGGAUUUGACUAUAACCUCGGUUUGAGAAAACUGCGCAAGUUGGACAUCAGCAAGAAUAAGCUGACCUCAGUACUGACCCUUGAGCAGUUCCUUGAGGUUGAAGAGUUGGACCUCAGAGAUAAUGAUCUAGCAACAUCAGAUCACUAUAUUGCUGUUUACAUGUUGCCCAAGCUGAUGACUCUGAAUGGCCAGGACAUUGACUUCCGUGGCACCAUUGACAACAUGGAAGCCGAGUUAGCAACCAAGGUUGUUAGUGUUUGGGAAGAAGAGUUUGCGGGUCAUGCUAUUGGUAUGACGGAAAAGUCGGACAUUCUAGCGCUUGAACAAACCUUUAUUGAACGGCUCAAGGAACGAGUGCAGUUCGGUGCUGAUGCUCUCAUGGAAUUCACGCAUUAUAUGCUAACUGUAUUAGCUGAAAGACAAAUUACUCAGGUAUUUGGAAUUGUUCGAAAGCCUCUGCUGGAAAAAGCAAAGUACACUGCACCUCCUGAAGAACAAACAUCCAACCAAACGGAAAAGAGACCGUUUUCAGAAGAGAAAACUGCCACCGAGGUCAUCAGAGUUGUAGACGUGUCACCGAACGGAGAACAGCAACGAGAUAUAGUGAUUCAUUCUGAACCUUCUCCAAAGAAGCCUAAAGUUGAUGAUAAAGAGAAUGUUAAAAUAGAAAAUAUGGAUACCACCCAAGCAUCAGAAGCACCGGAAACGGUGCCUAAUGGUGAGACAUCAACUGACCAGGAAACUGAAGCAGAAACCACAAAGACUGAUGCACCAGUAGAGAGUACACCAGAAGAGACUGCUUCUAAAGAGUGUCUUUCCAUAAAGAGUGAAACUGCAGAUGAUGGUGUAAACACAGAUGCAGAUAUGUCAACAGAGGGUAACCAAGACUCUACAUCAGAAGCUACAACUUCUAAACCAGCCAAAAAGACAGCAGAAAAAAGUAAGCCAGCAGAGAAUAAGACGCCAGCUAAGAAAACAGAAAACAAAACACAAGUAAAAAAGACUGAGAAAACAGAAACCAAAACACCAGCUAAAAAGACUGUGAAAGAGGCAGAAACUGUUACACCACAGCCAGAGAAAAGGGGCAGAGGUAGGCCUAGAAAACAUCCCAUUGGGGAAACACCAGCAAAGGAUGCAAAGGUUAAAGAUGCAAAAGUAAAGGAGACACCGGCAAAGGCUAAAGAUGCAAAGCAAAAGAAAACACCACUAGUGAAAAAGAAAAAAGAUGAUACACCACAGCCAUGGAUGCCACCAAAACGUGAUGUAACACUGAGUAAGAAAGAGAAUCCAAAGUUUGAGGGUGUUCAUUUCCUUCGUUGUCAUUCUCUGGAGAACAAUCCGAGUGAUGAUAGUAGGAAUGUUUGGAAAUGUGCGUUUGAACCAGAUCCAGCUAACCCAAAAAAUAGUACAUCAACUGUUGCAACUUGUGGUGGAAACUCUGUUUGCCUGAUUGAUUGCAAGACAGGGAAAGUAAUGAAACGUUACAAGCAUGAAAAUGUCGAGGAGGAAUUUUACUGCCUAGCAUGGACAACAUUAGAAAUGGAGGUUGGCGACUCGAAGGGUGCACGUAAAAGCAACAUAUUGGCUAUUGGAGGUGCACGUGGGGACGUGAAGCUCCUGCACCCAGAGCAAUUGAUUUGUUACGCUCAGUUGAGAAAUGCACGCAAGACGUGCUCGAUAAACACAUUGGUAUUUCACUCGGAAAAACCCACAUGGCUUUUCAGUGGAGCUGAGGAUGUUGUACUCUGGGAUAUUGGCAUCCCCUCUGGUCCAGAUUACAAAUGUAAAUGGGUAAAAUUGUACUCGUUUCUUCCUCCGGGCACUGGAAGAGUUCUUGGGAUUGUGUACUCCCCACCAAAUGACUAUGUCAUUGCAGGCUGUGAAAAUGGAUGUUAUGGUUGGAAUCUACAAAACAAAUCAAGCAAAAAAGAAAGGUCACAUACUUUGGAGUUUUUGUUGCCAAGCGUUGCACGUAGUGAGGAUAAUGAAGACGACGAUGAGGGUGAUACCAUUGACGGUAUGGCUGCCAUUGAUGAUGACAUUAUCGUUAGUAAAGUUGCGGCUGACAAGACAAUUCAGAUUUGGAGUUUGUCAGAAGCGCGAGAAAAGCAGCAAGCCCGAAAGAAAGACAUUGAAAUUAACCCUCUGCAUAGCCUCAAUUGGUCCACCACUGACAACAUCUAUAUACUACUAAAUACCUGGCCAGGUUGUGGGCAUAUCGUGUGUGGCGAUGCAAAUGGACCAGUCUGGCUGUAUGAAGUCAAAGAUGUGAAAAAAGGUGCAAACAAGAAAGAAUUGGAUCCAAAUCCCUUGCAGUUGUUGGACAUCCCUGCAGGGACAGUGAGUUUAUCAAAGAAUCAACAUUUGAUUAUCAACGACGUUGCCAUCAGCUCAGAUGCAAAUUUCAUUGUAGGAGUUACAAGCAAGAAUAUGGUUUGUAUUUGGAAGCGAACAUAGUCAUGAAUUGAACUAAAAGUAUUAAUUGGGGUAAAACAAGGCAGAAACAGACCAUUCCAUUCAGUCAACAGGGGAAACUGUUUCAAAAUAAAUUGUUUAAUGAAAAAAAUUACGAUAAAAAAUAACCAUUACUUGUAAUUUGGGAUCAUUUAAUUGAAAUUGUCAAUCUUAUUUUCUUAGUAAACCAUGUAAAUAUUAACAAAGUAUAAAUAAAGUUAAGGAUCCCUAAAUUAUUAAUCUUUUUUAUAAAGUUGCAUUGUAGUUUGUUUUUUUUAGUUUGACAUGCACUAGACAGAAACGUAGACAACAAAGCCUAAAUCCAGGUCCACCAGCUUGAGAAUUAUUGUAUAAUUAGAAUAAGUUAAACUGUGAAACAAAUUCUGGUUGUAACACUAUAAUACCUGCCUACAACAUUAGUGUACUCUUUAUACCUGGAUACAUGUCCAAUCAAUUUAAAUAUGUUUUAAUGUCAAUUAAACUUUUAAAAUAAACCAAAAAUCAUUGUAAUAUGGUUUGUAUACUCAGUAUAUUUAGUGUAAAUGAUUUAAUAUUACUAAAUGCACUCUGUUCCCUUUUGAAUAUUGGUACUCCGAUUAGAUUGCACAUUUUUUUGUAAUGGUUUUUAAUAGAAUAUGUGUAUAUUUAACAGUAUAAUUUAAAACCAUUAUUCAAAUAAAAAGUUGUCGGAUACAGAUAGCACCUUUGUGAUUGAGGCAAGUGGCUGCAUCGUCACCUUAACCAGGCUGUAUGUGGUGUGCAAGUCAUUAUCAUAACAUGGAAUUAUAAUAAUACUCGCAUGAUUAAUAUAUUAUUGUCAAAAAUCAAUGCGACAUCAGUCCUAUUUAAAGGUAGAAUCUAGGGAUUUACCAGUGCAUCUGGCACUUCUCGCUAUUAUGUGGCUUGCAAUGGCAAAUACAAUAUAAUGAACAUAUCAGAAAAUUGUUGUUACAUACACCUAAAUUCCUUUGAAGUAUAGACCUAAUGUAUUUGUGUAUAUACAAUGAUAAAUUUGGUAAUGAGUUUGGUCCCCAACGAUAAAUCAUUGAUUAGGAAUAUGUCUGUAUUUGCCUAUGUGUGGGGAAUUAUUCACAAUCUUAGCACAUUACAGUAGGCUGAUAUUUGAUCUAGUAAAAAAGAAACAUGUGAUCAAGUGAAAUACCCAGAAAAAUCUGUUCAGACCCUUUAUGCCCAUUCCAGACUAUCAAAUUUUAUUUGACAAAAACAUGUGACAUGCCUAAAUAUGGUCAUGAUGACAUCACAUCAUGACCAUAUAUAGGCACAAUAUGACUAUAUAUGGGCAGACAUUUUUUUGUCAAUUAAAAUUUGACAAUCUUGACAUAGCUUAAGACACUUGUGUGAACAAUUGUGUACAAGUAGGAAUAUUCAAGUGUGUGUGAUACUAGUCUGAUUAUCAUCAUAAUAGGAAUAAAUAAGACAAGGCUAAAAUACGUUCUUAGCCUUGUGUCCCCAGUAGGAAACAUAAACCCAGAUCCUUCUAAUAACUUACAGUUCAGCCAUCCUGGUGUAUUCAGAUUUAAUUUGUCAUGCUUGGAAUUGUCUUAUAAAAUGAUAACAAAAAGACAUUUGCUACUGUAUUGGAUUCAAGUCCUCAAUUUCAUAGUAUAUUUAUAUUUCUAUACCUAUAUUUACUGUUGCUAAUUAUCAGUUAUCAGGGUUGUUUUUAAUUUAAAUUUACAUUUCCAAACUUAUGCAAGACAAAAAAGCUGUUACUGCAAGUUUCCAAAGUCUAUCUAAAAAAAAAACCUUAAAUAUCUAUAUUACCUGGACUUCUUUUUCCAAGACACCCACCAGGCACGUAAUAUUUACAGUACAUAAUUACAUUCUCAGCAUCGAUGAAAAAAUAAGUUGUUACGAACCACUUUUAGUUUAUGUUAAUUAAUAUUAUGGUUACUUUAUGUAUAUGAUUUUUUAAGGAUCAUAUUAUGGGUAAGAUUCUGAAAUUGAUUUAUAUGCCCUUCAGAUAUAUUAUCAUCACUGCUUCCUCAAACUUGUGCUGUCCUCGGUGUUAGUAUGCUUACUAAUUAUUUUUCAACACUGGAAAUGGCUUCUGAAAUGUGUUAUAUAGUAUGUUUUGUCUGUUUUAUUUUUUCUGAAUUUUUUAAAAUUUUGUAGUUAUGCAAGCAAUUUUUCCAGACUGAAACAUAGAAUCUAAUUAGAUAUGUUUAAAUUUUGUCAUUGUUAAUGUGUUUUACCUUCCAACUACUGUAUAAUCAUGUUAAUCAAUAAACUGGUAAUGGAUUUAUUUGACUUACAGUAUUUUGCAAAAUGUUUGAAUGAAAUGGUAUACAGCAAGGCCCAGUAUAAGUGAUUUGACAAUACUGUAUAUGCAAUUCAACUUGAAAGUGGGGAAAGUUUUAUUCAACCAAAUUAUAUCAUGUGUGAUCGUAUGUAAGGAAAAAAUGAAAUAGGCCUACUGUCAUAGAUUAGCUGCUUGAAAAUUGUCAAUACAUACGUUGUUUUUAAUUUUACAA